UCUCCAAUACAUAAACAGGACUCACAAGGAUUUUAAAAAUUGCAAGUCAAUCUAAGGGAUCGCCUUUAUUUAUAAAACGAAUUUGUUAUCAAAUUAUAGCGUAAAUUUUUAAACUAAAUUUUGAACUAAAUCAUGGAAAAAAAUACCCCAAAGAGGGGAAACAUUUUGGUGAAGAUAUUUAGUGUUGGCGUAAUUUUAGUAGUUUUUGGCUGUGCUGGGUAUUUCUUCGAAAAAGACAAGAUUUACUUAUGGACACGUAAUACCAAAGGACAAAAUAAUGUUAAAGCAAGUAAACGAAGUGAACCUUUAGGACCCCCUCCAGAACCCAAGAAAUUCGAGAAAGCUGCAGUUGCCGCUGAUCAUAAAUUGUGUUCGGAGGUGGGCGCAAAGAUUCUCAAAAAGGGUGGACAUGCUGUCGAUGCUGCCGUGGCAACAGGACUAUGCGUUGGUGUUCUGAACCCCCACUCAGCUGGCAUAGGCGGRGGAGGGUUUAUGAUCAUAUAUGACAGAAAAUCCAAGACAGCCUCAGCUAUCGAUUUCCGUGAAAUGGCACCAAAGAGAUUGAUAUCCAAGASCACAGAGGAGAUGCUUCAUGUCCUUCACUUGAUGAGGAUGAGAGAGCAAAAUACCAUGAARCCAAGUGAAGGGCUGCUAGUCGGUGUUCCUGGUGAGCUCCGAGGCUUCGAGAAAGCCUGGAAAAAGUUUGGMAAACUUUCUUGGAAAGAGCUUUUCGAACCUGCUGCAAAAAUUUGUAAGGAUGGUUUCAAAGUACAUCCCGCUCUAGCGACAGCCAUUGCCAAGAACUUUGUGAAUAUAUCUUCCAGUGAAGGUCUCAGAGAGAUUUUCACCAAAAAUGGUAAAAUGUUAAAGGAAGGAGAUCUUCUUAAACGYCCAGUGUACGCCAAAACUCUCAAAAUGAUCGGUAGCGCCAGUGCAGACAUUUUCUACAACGGAGAUUUCACAGAGGAAAUCGUCAAGGAAAUAAACGCUGAGGGUGGUAUCUUUUCCGUCGAUGAUCUCAAAGAGUACAAAUCAGUCGACGAGAAACCUCUGGAAGCGAAUAUUGGUCACAUGAAUGGCUCAAAGUUGCUGUCUGUUCCCCCACCAGCUGGAGGUGGAGCAGUCAUGUCGCAAGCAUUGGAAAUUUUAAGUGGAUUCAACUUCUCCAAGGCAGACAUGGAAAAUAACCCAGGUUUGACGUACCAUCGAAUGAUUGAAGCAUUCAAGUUUGCUCACGCCAGUUUAACAUACCUUGGUGAUCCAAAAUUUGUGGAGAAAAAUAGCGAGGUCAUCAAGAAAAUGUUGGAUCCGAAGUACUCUGAGGAGCUACGAAGAAAGAUUGAUGCCAAGUCACAUGGCAUCAAAUACUACGGACCGAUUAAUUUCGUUACUCCUAUCACUUCCGGUACCACCCAUCUGUCAAUCAUUGACAAAGAUGGAAAUGGCGUCUCAYUGACAAGCUCGAUCAACAAAUAUUUUGGAUCCAAAAUUCGUUCCAAAAAGUAUGGCAUCAUAUUCAACGACCAGUUGGCAGAUGCAAUGAACCAUUGGGUCAAUGAAUACGGCUUGAUUCCAGACAGCUUUAAGCCACACCGUAAACCAUUAUCACUUGCUACUCCUGCCAUGAUAUUGGACAAGAAUGAUGAUUUACAGAUGGUCAUUGGUGCAGCAGGGGGGCGGUACAUUCCUACCACUCUUGCUCAGGUGUUUAUGAACUACUAUUGGUUUGGGGACAGCCUCAAAGACGCCAUUGCCAAGCCGCGCUUACAUUCACAGCUUUUCCCAGAAAUGGUUUUAGUGGAGGAGAAUUUUGAUGGAAAGAUAAUCAAUGAGAUUAAAAAAUACGGUCAUCGUUACGUUACUAACGAUACAGCACUGUUCACAGGGACCCCGGCUCAGAUUAUGGGUGUAGUUCAAGUUAUCGUAAGGAAGAAGAACGGUGAAUUGUUGGCUUUGGCUGAUUACAGGAAAGGGGGGAUCGCCGCUGGAUUCAAAUAAACCUUCGUUUUUUGCUUAAUUUACUAGUUACGAGUUUUAACAUCGUUCGUCUAGAAUCUAAAUAAGUGAAAAAGUUAGUAAAUGUUCAUCAAUAUAUACGGCUAAAAACUUCAAACACAUGCAAUGCAAUCGUGUAGCACUGAUUCGGCGCUCUUUUACUGUCAGUUUUGAGUUAAAUGAAUUAUCUAUUUGAUAUAAUCAACAAAACAGAAGUAUAAUUCACUUUUAGCAUCCAACAAACUAUGGACUAUCACAUAUACAGAAUUCACAUUGUUCAUUGUAGCAUCAAGAAAAGCAAAAAAAAAAAAAUAAUAACAACAACAACAACAACAACAAAAUAGUUGCCGAAAUAAAAUUGAGAUAAAAUAUUUUUAUGUUCCUAUUACAAAGUUGUCGAAUAAAACUCGAGGGCGAGUGAACUACGAGCUGAAAGCGAGGCCGAAUAGGCUAUCAGUUCGUAGUCCACGAGGCCAAUUGAGGUCUAAUUGUUUUAGUAUUAUCAUACUUCUUGGUAAAAAAUGAGUGAAAUAUUUCUCCGACGUCGUUUGACUUGAAAAAAUUUAACGUAACACAUCGAUUUGACAAACAAUAUUUUCUAAACGAAAAUCAAACUUGGCGCUUUUCAAUAGUCGAGGAUUAUUGAAAAUAGACCCCGAGUAGUGUAGCCAAUCAGAAUCAGCAGAAGGUAGGAUUUGCAAUAGUMCACUAGUAUGGUAAUACUAAGAUUUGAUACUCCAUUCAACCGGGUACGGUCUCAUGAACURUCAACUCGUAGCUCACUCGGUCCACUAGACCUCGUGGUUUAAUUCAUGUGCUAAAUAUCUUGAAAGGUAACCUUGCUUUCAGAUGAAAGCGAUAUAGACUGAUUCAACAAAAUGGCUCUCAAUUGUUCCGAAUAGCUAAUAAUCAUCCAUGGCCAAACUCUUUUGUAUUGUAAGAACAAAGAACAGGCUAAUCAUUAUAUAUGGUAGAACAGUUCUCAUGUAAAUUAUGCAUUUUUCAAAACGGUUUAUUCAAAAUAAACUYUUCCCCAUCAAAAAGAGAUUUCAUGCUUUACGAUGGCAUUUAAGCUACAUUCAAAUGCAAGUACCUGAAGUGCCGUUGGUAUUUUCACCUUUAUUAGCCUCGUAUCAGUCCUCUUUUUUACUAUAUUAAAACUGGACUUGCAUGGUAUUUGAUAUGACAGCGAAUGAUUGAUAUUCUCCUCAAUUAACUAUUUAAUUGCCSACUGGCAGUAAACGAGCUUCGCGGGGUAAAACAGCAACGUCAAUGUAAGGCAUAGGAUAAGAAAGCCAAUGUUCUUCACUGACUGUGCUGCUCUUGAAGAUAWUAUGCAUCUUUUUCAUUUAUUUCAAUGUUGCUUGUCGUCACCUCAACCAGGAGCACCAUUAUUGUCCCUGUCGAAUAAUAAUAAUGAUAAUUCCUAAAGGCUAAUACAAUUAUAAUAAAAUGAGCUAAUAACACUAGUUACUGUACAUCAUUUACAUCAAGCUAUAUGCUUGCUAUCAUUUUGGCAGACUCGCAGACGCAGGGAAAUUUGGUUUGUGACGUAUGAAAAAACAAUAUAUUUUUUCAAGCUCACUUUUAGCAAAUCUCUCGAAAAAGGGAAACAAGUAUUACUUUCCACUUUAAUAUUUGAAAACAAGAAAAAGGUGAUGUCAUCUAGGGAAUACAUCAAAUAAUGGGAAAAAUGGGAAAGAUGCAAAUGCAAUACAUAUCAUUCACUGUAAACAUUUGCUCUAAUUAGCGUCCAGACUGCCAAUGUCUCUUCUAAUUCUCUCUUCUUCCCUUCUAUUUCUUUAUUUUUAUUGUACAAUAAAAAAAUAUCAAGU
Messenger RNA from Exaiptasia diaphana, 3830 nucleotides. Its product is annotated as glutathione hydrolase 1 proenzyme. The transcript is spliced from 10 exons. The record is from RefSeq and is a predicted model, not a curated record. The coding region runs from base 133 to 1998 and encodes 621 amino acids. Gene Ontology annotation, molecular function: glutathione gamma-glutamate hydrolase. Gene Ontology annotation, biological process: glutathione catabolic process. Gene Ontology annotation, cellular component: plasma membrane. NCBI's taxonomy places the organism in Eukaryota, Metazoa, Cnidaria, Anthozoa, Actiniaria, Aiptasiidae.